GACACGAUAGCGAGAUACGCAAUCGGUUUAGUCGCGAAACUUUCUACGCAGAACGAACGUCGCCGUCGUCGCCGAGCGUUCGCCGCUCUACGUCUCUCGUCCAAAAAACGCGUGAUCUUACCAAACAAAAACGGUAGAUACAGAUAGAUAUCACGUCGAAAUACUCUAUCAAAAAGUUUAUUCUAAACGACCUGUAUCAACAAUGACUGUGACUAUUCACGUGACGUCAUUAAAAUUUGUUUAAGUGAUCUCGGGUUGUUUAAAAUUAUUUUACUUUUUUAUUCGAAAAAAUUUUAAGUGAUGAUUAAUUUUCAAAGAUUGUGAUUUGAAUAUUGAUUCUAUCUUAGUGUGGAUAAGUGUUAAUAAUAAAUUUGUUUAUAAAUUAAUAUAUUUAUGGACCUUUGGACUCCAAAUUCUAUAAUGGACCAAAUCGGUGAUUUUGAAGGCGGUUUUGAGCCUCAAAGCAGGGCUCGGUGUAACACGUGGCCGUUACCGCGGCCUGAAAACUACGUCGAACCGCAGGAGGACGGCAGCGGCAACAAGUUGCCCUCGGGCCUUCCUGUGCCGACUCCGGCGGCCGUUCCUGCUAAGAAAAACUCCAGCAGGAGAAACGCAUGGGGAAACCUCAGCUACGCCGAUUUGAUUACUCAAGCAAUCACUUCAGCAACAGAUAAACGUCUCACCCUUUCGCAAAUCUACGAGUGGAUGGUUCAAAACGUGCCCUAUUUUAAGGAUAAGGGUGAUAGUAACUCUUCAGCAGGAUGGAAGAAUUCCAUCCGACACAAUUUAUCGCUUCACAAUAGAUUCAUGAGGGUUCAAAACGAAGGUACCGGGAAAUCAUCUUGGUGGAUGAUCAACCCAGAUGCAAAACCCGGCAAAUCGGUGAGGAGAAGAGCGGCGUCGAUGGAAACGAGUAAAUUUGAAAAACGAAGGGGGCGAGUUAAGAAGAAGGUUGAUGCGAUGAGAAAUGGUUUACCUUUGGACCCCACUUCUAGUCCUAGUUCAUCAGUCCACGAAGGGUUAGAUGAUUUUCCAGAUUCACCUUUAGGAAGCUUUAAUCAAUCAAGUCCUGAUUUUCGACCAAGAACCUCAUCGACAACCUCAUCUUGCGGAAGAUUAUCCCCAAUACCAUCGAUGAGUCACGAACCGGAUUGGGGCCGAAUAAACCAAUACAACUCAAAUUAUAGCCCCGAAAUGGGUGGUAAUUAUUCCCCGGAUACUCUUGCUGGUUCUUUGGAGCAAGGGAUGAAACUUCAAUCCGAUUACGACCUUUAUAUCAACGGUAGCAUCCAACAGCAACAAACCCAACAACAACCACCACCACCUUACCAAGGUCAUUUCGAUUCAUUUUCACCUUGCAGAGAUUUAAACACCCUUCACACCAACUCUAACUAUUCAAUUAAUCAAUGUCCAAUUCAUCGUCAUCAACAAUGUGGAUGUACACAAAUAAAAACAGAAAAUAUGUCCCCGCCACAUUUAUCACCGGUUAUGCACGGAAUCCAAUCUGGGGGGUGUAUGCAAAUUAAAACUGAGAAUAUGUCCCCCGCUUCAUUAUCACCGACAUUUUCUCAAUCGGAUUUAACACCCGAUAUGAUAACCGGACAAUACGCGGUGUUAAAUAGACCUAGACCGCCGUCCAACAGUCCACCUCAUACGCCUCAAUCGGCUGUGGGGGCCGUCCAACAAGGUACAACGAUGAUGGGUCAAUUAAUGGGUGCUCUUAACACCACGGGGAUGCUCGACGAUCUCAAUAUUAGCGUUGAACCGCUUCAGGGCGGUUUCGAUUGCAACGUUGAAGAGCUUAUUAAACACGAAUUAAGUAUGGAGGGUGGUUUGGAUUUUAAUUUUACAAACACUCAUCAUACCAUCCAAACCGAUACUAAUAUGGGGCCACAACAAAGCGUGGCACCACCUUCUUAUACAGCUACGGUUACGACAAAUCCUUCAUGGGUUCAUUAACAUCAAGGGUUUUUCAUCUAUAAACGUCCCUACUUAAGAUGUUCAUGAACCCAAUCGAAAAUCGAAGGAUUUUUUUUUUUUAAAUAAGAAACGAAAAUGUGUACAUUGCGCGCGAAUUUGAUCUCGUACUAUUUACUACUACAUACUAAUUAAAAAAAAAUUUAACAAAAAAAAAAUAGAUUAAAAAAUAAAAAAGGUUUCGCCUCGCUUUCGGUGUAUACCCUCCCGUGUAAAACGACGCCGCGGUUUAACAUUUAAAUGUUCUUCGAUGUCGUACUAUGAUCCCAACAGGUGCCAUGUUUUUAAUUAAUUAAUGAAAAAAGUUAAAUUAAAAAAAAAAACAUUUUUUUAAGUACAUAAAAAUAGAUGAUAGAUUUUAAUUUUAAAAGAUUUAAAAAUGCGUAAUAUUAAUAAAGAAAUUCGUCGCCAAGCUCAUCUGUGUCAAUUUUUAAUGAGAAAAGAAAUCGGUGUGCAUUGAACGUUUUGUUUUUUUAUUUUUUAAUUUUUUAUUUUUGAAUUCAGGCAGCCUGUUAUUUAAAGAAAAAAAAUUAAAGAAACAAAAACGAUUAAUCGUGUGUGUGUAUAUACGUGUGUAUACAGAAAAACAAUUAAAAAAAAAACGAAUCCCUCGAGUCCCUUAAUUUUUAUUCUCCUCACCCAAAAUUUUUAAAAACGGAUGACGUAAAUGUGUAUAUUAUAAAUAAAUUAAGAAGAAAGAAAGGAAAUUAGCUCUAAAGUUAGGAUUAGAUUUGUUUUUUUUUUUCGUGGGGAAAAGAGAAAAUCAUUUUUUGUUGUUAAUUAAAUAGUUUAAGUUAAAUUUUUUUUUAAUUAUUAUAUUUUUCACCCAACCCCGAUCAUUUCUUGUCAUUUUGGUACUGGUCAUAAUCAUAAUUUGUAUCGUUUUUUUUUGUCAUCGAUAAAAAUCAUUAUCGAUUUAGUUUUUUCUUUUUUUUAUUUUAAUUAGUUAAUAUAAUUUUUUUUUAAUUUUAUUAUUAAUGUAUAUUGUACAUUUUUUUGAUGAGUAGAGAUGUUCUAUUUUGUUAUUUCGAGUAAAGUUAGUUAAUUUUUAGGCAUUGUAUCUAAUAAAUAGGAGAAGUUAGCAAAUUUUCUUAAUUAUUAAAAAAAAAAUGGAUUAAUAAAAACCGUAGGACAAUUGCGUAAUAUAAAAAAAGAAUUUUCAAUAAUUUAUAAAAAUAAAUUCGGUUUUUUUUUUAAUUUUCCUUAUUAUUAUUAGCUUAAAUCAAAAAAAAAUAAGGAAAAUAAAUAGUCAAUUACUACAUUUAAAUCCUCCGAGACAUUGUCAAUUGUUGAAAGACACAAAAAGAUGUUUUUUAAAAUAAAAAUUAUUAUUAUUAUAUACUUAAGUCAUAAUGCGCAAGAACAAAAGCGAAAAAGGAGUCACUACACGCAUAAGAAAAUGUUUUAUGAAAAGAAAAAAAUAAAUAAAAUAAAAAUACCGAUUGUGUACCUCAUAUGUUGUCCGAAUUCAUUAUAUUGUAAUUGUUGAAUCGUUUGUGAUAUCGUUUUAAUGUCAUAGAAUGGACGAGAAUUAUUAAGAGGAUAAUAUCAAAAGAAAUAA
Onthophagus taurus is the source of this 3538-nucleotide messenger RNA. RefSeq names its product forkhead box, sub-group O (gene foxo). Gene Ontology annotation, cellular component: nucleus. Gene Ontology annotation, biological process: regulation of transcription by RNA polymerase II. Lineage: Eukaryota; Metazoa; Arthropoda; Insecta; Coleoptera; Scarabaeidae. The record is from RefSeq and is a predicted model, not a curated record. Gene Ontology annotation, molecular function: DNA-binding transcription factor activity, RNA polymerase II-specific; RNA polymerase II cis-regulatory region sequence-specific DNA binding.